Molecule: messenger RNA, 1823 nt
Organism: Nasonia vitripennis (jewel wasp)
Lineage: Eukaryota; Metazoa; Arthropoda; Insecta; Hymenoptera; Pteromalidae
Gene: Bap55
Product: actin-like protein 6B
Exons: 5
Coding region: 241-1560 (439 amino acids)
Biological process (GO): nervous system development; regulation of transcription by RNA polymerase II
Cellular component (GO): NuA4 histone acetyltransferase complex; SWI/SNF complex
Molecular function (GO): chromatin binding
Source: RefSeq, a predicted model, not a curated record
GUUUGCUUGUUCCCCGCAACUCCCGCCGUCCGUCACUGAUGGUUAGACCAUAUGAUAGGUUAUGAAGCAUCAUCGGUGGUGGAUCUCGGCGUCUUCAGCCCGAGAUAAAUCAUAACCUCUGCAGGUGGUACUAUUGUUGACUACUAACUUGUCACGAUAACACUCUGAAUGUUCCAUUGUUGUGAAAAACGCUAUACUUAUUAUUCAGUUGUAAAAUCAAACUUAAAUUAGUUUGGCAUAAUGUCGAAUAUGCUAUACGGAGGAGACGAAAUCGGUGCCCUGGUUUUUGACUUGGGCCACCAUUCGUUACGGGUCGGAUAUGCACAAGAGGACACUCCAAAAGCCGAGAUUCCUGCAGUUGUGGGUGUCGGGGAAGAUGCGAAUUGUAACGCAGCGAAGGUAGAACCUAUGGAUGUAGACGAUAAGAAACCGGACAACAACAUAACGCAGACUACUCCAAAAUAUUACAUCAACACAACAAUUUUGCAUGUACCGCGUAAGGGAAUGGAAGUGGUCAGUUACAUGAAGGACGGAAUGAUAGAAGAUUGGGAUCACUUUGAAAAGGUUUUGGAUUACACAUAUUCAAAAGUUAUCCAGUCGGAUGCUGAAUAUCACCCAGUAUUAUUCUCCGAGUCCCCUUGGAAUAUUAGAACAAAGAGGGAAAAGCUGACAGAGUUGAUGUUUGAGAAGUACAACGUUCCAGCAUACUUUCUUGUGAAAAAUGCUGUACUUGCAGCUUUUGCAAAUGGCAGGGCAACUGGUAUUGUAGUGGACAGUGGAGCAACCCACACGUCAGCUAUUCCAGUUCAAGAUGGAUUUGUUUUGACACAAGCUAUCGUGAAAUCUCCUCUCGGUGGAGAUUAUAUCUCCAUGCAGUGUCGACAGUUUUUGCAAGAAAAUGACGUAGAUCUUUCCCCGGCAUAUAUGAUUGGAAGUAAAGAAGUAGUGAAAGAUCAUGAUAAACCCAGAUGGGUGAAAAAGAAAAAUCUUCCAGAGGUCACAAAAUCUUGGCACAAUUACAUGGUGAAGAAACUUGUGCAAGACUUCCAAGCAACUUGUUUACAAGUCUCUGAAAGUCCUUAUGAUGAGAAGGGUGUAUCAACUAUUCCAGCAGUUCCUUAUGAAUUUCCUACUGGUUAUAGACAAGACUUUGGAUCUGAAAGAUUUCGUAUACCAGAAGCCUUAUUUGAUCCUAGUAUGGUGCAGAUGAGAGGGGGCAUGGUUGGAAAUACAAUGCUUGGUGUUGGUCAUAUAGUUACAACAAGUGUUGGUAUGUGUGAUGUGGAUGUCAGACCUGCUCUUUACGGCAGUGUGGUUGUGACUGGAGGCAACUCCUUUAUUCAGGGAUUCCCUGAACGACUAAACAGAGAUCUGUCAAUGAGGAUACCAUCCAGUAUGAGACUCAAGUUAAUAAGUGCUAAUGGAUGUGCAGAACGUAGAUUUGGAUCUUGGAUUGGCGGAUCUAUUUUAGCAUCAAUUGGAACUUUCCAACAAAUGUGGAUAUCAAGUCAAGAGUAUGAAGAAAGUGGUAAAAGUCAAGUGGAAAGAAAGUGUCCGUGAAUCUGUAUGAUUUAUACACGUGAAUUACAUUUAUUGAAACAAUGGCGGUAUGCUGUGCGCGAUUUCUUGUAGAUUAUGACUGAGCAAUUCAUAUUUUUAAGCGUGUAAUUAUUUUAUUAUCGAUUUGAUUUAAUUACAUAAUAUUAAAAUACAAAGGUUUCAUAACAAUCUUUUGAUUUUUAAAAACUUAAAUUAGAUUUUUUAUUGUCAUUUAUAGUAUAAAAGACUAUGAAUAUAAAAAUAAUUUAUGGCUUAUCAAAAAG